AGCGCAACAGAACUGUUUUAUCUUUCGAGUAAUAUCACAGAAUAGAAUCUUGUAGUCACUGGUCACAAAUUCAUAGCCUGUAUCUUUAAUCGUGUCAUUAACACUUAAAAGUAUGAGUAUUCAUGUGUAUAGUUGUACCGUAAAUUGUAGGCAACAGUCAUACUGGUCUUAUGUUACUAAAUAGUAAAUACGAGAAAUACUAUUUUUUUUAUUUUUAUCAUUAACUAUUAGUACUAUUAAUUAGUAUUAUUAAUUUUGAUUUUGAUUUAAUUUGAUAAGCGCCUCAACUAUUAAUUUUUGGUUAUAUGCUGUUUUUAAUUUACCUGUAUUGUUAAGUGUAAGUGUUUCGAAUUUUAAUUUUCUUUGAAACAUUUUUAUCAAUCGCUUUUCUUCUGUAAAGUCUUUUGAUUAUUAUACACUUGAAACGAAAACUUCUUCAUAUUCACUAUGAAUAAAGCGGUAUGUAUUUUGUUUAAUUGUGUUAUACUUAUAUAUUAAACGUCAAUUAAAAUUUAUAGGUAUUGUCUUUUAAUUAAUUUACAAUUUGAUCGAAAUUGUAUUUUGUACUGCUAUUCUAAAUAAACUUAAUUUUUACUAUUAUUUAUUUUUAUUUCAGAUAACUUAUUCAGAAGAUCAACUAGCAGGUAAAUUAUUUUAAUUUUGUUAUUUAUUACACUUAAUUAAUAACUGUAGUUUUUACUAAAAUAAUGGUAAUUAUUUUUAAAUCCAGAGAAGUUAUAAUAUAAGUUAAAUAUUUGUAAAUCUUCUAUUUAUUUCAUUUUAUUGUAGUAGUUGUUUCCAGAUUAUAUUGGUCAUAAAAACCCAUUUCAUAUUUAUAUACAAAAGCCAAGUUGAAGUAGCAUUGUUGUUUAGUGAUGCUCUGUUUGCCAUUCGCAAAUAUGUUCCUCUAAAAGAAUUUUCUCUUCCUAAAUUUCCACACUGGGUUUCUCAAUUCCUUAAAAAGUUAAUAUUUGAAAAGAAACAGGCACAUAAAAUAUGUAAGAGUACUAAGUCUCCCUUUGAUCAAGCAAUCAUUUUUGAGUUACGAGCCAAAUGCAAACAACGCUCUUAAGUUUGACUAUUGUACCUUCAUCAAGCGAACAGAAGAAGUGCCGUCCUCUUUUCCUUCUGAAGUUACAUUAAGAAUCUUAAACAAACCCCCCAAAUAUCUUUAACUGUUCAUUUUAAUUAUAUCUCUUCUAAUUCACACAUUGAGUGUUAAUCUUUUUGCUUCUUAUUUUUCUUCACCUAUAUUUAUUCUCCAUCUCCAUUACCAUCUCAAUCUUCUUCCUACGGAAAAUUGCUUUUUGAUCAUUCAUCUAACAUAGCUUUUUCUUCUAAUGAUGUACUCCUUUUUCUUGGCUUGCUAAGUAUCUCCUUAGUUGAGUUAUCAGUGAAAAUAAAAACUCGCCAUAGUAUAAUUGCCAGAUUGAGUGAUACGUCUUAGGGAGCAGAUGCAAAUACAUUAGUUCACUAUCAUUAGUAUAUUCAGCAGCAGAAUAUUAUGCAUUUGUCUGAAUAAUCGUUGCACAUCCUAAAAAAGUGGACACCCAGCUCAACUCAGUUAUGAGGAUUAUAGGGGAACAUUAAAAGUACUAAGCAAUAUUGCUCUUCCAAACAUCAAAAGAAAACGAACUCUUAUCCAAGAAUGUACCAAGCUAAUAAUAUCAACCUCCUAAUACAUAUGAAUCUAUUGAUCAUGUUAGUCUUUUAAUAUUAUCCUCAGUGUGUAUUUAAUUUUUUUAAUGUUUAUUUAUAUUAGUUUUGUGAUUCACUUAUUUUUAUUUAUUUCACGCUGAAUUUUAUUAUAUACAAUCUGUUAUGUUGUUUUAACUUGUCAUUCAAAAUAUAUAGUAAAUCUUUCUCUAAUGGACCUAACAGUAAUUUGGCUUGCUGAUUAUAUAAUUUUUAUCAUUCAGUGGUUUUAACCCAGUGGUUCUCAAACUUUUAAAGUUUAUAAUAGGUAAGUUUUAAUUAUACCAAUGAAUUAAGUAUUAAAAGCACAUUUUGGAAAAACAAAAAAUUGAAAAUCUUAAAUUCUAACCAAGAAAUAUGUGAAUCAGAAAACCCAAACUUCAUGAAGUUUCUACUGUAACUUCCAAAUGAAGUUCGUACAACUUUUUUACAUGCUUAAUGUACACACAAAAUAAACAAAAAUCUAAAAAUUUGAUAAGUUGCUAAACUAGAAUUAUGCUGUUUUAUUAUAAUACUAUAUAAUGUAUAUUGUAUAAGUAUAAAAAAAAAAAGGUAUUCUAAUGAGAUGGAUGUAUCUGGUGUUUUGCUAGGAAAAAACAAAAUAUCUAUGUUUUUUUUUAUUAGCAUGAAGUUUGCAGUCUUAAUGGUUUCAUAGCUGCAUUUGUAAAAACUUUUUGACAAAUGAGGCACAUCACUAAUGUAAUAUUUAUAGGCGAUUGGUAUUGAGUGAAACCGUGCUUCAAAUAUUCAAUUAUACUACAUUUUUUCUUCGUUUUAGCUAUGAUGUGUACAAUUAAAUAUGACAAUUAUUAUAAAACUGAUAAAAAAUAAACACUGUUGGCAUCCCCGAGUGUUCUUAAUACAAAUAGAAUUCAGAUAAUAUAGGUUGCUCCAAAAUAUAAUACAUGUUAUCGCAAUAAUGACUGGAUUCAACAGACGACAAACAAUUAUUCCAAAAAUAUAAAAAAUACACAUGUACAAUAAUGUUGAAAAAAUUGAAACAGUCACCGCCCUAUUUUGCAAUCCAAUACCCCCAAUUAAGCUUUUAACUUUCAUUGCACCCCUAGAUAGCUCUAGAGCUCCCAAGGAGGUGAUAUUUCCCACUUUGGGAAACACUGUUCUAACCGAAUAUUAUUUUUAUAUAGUUAUUGUAGCAUUGUUAUGCUCUCUAUUUGAAGGCACUUUCCCUUCUGUCUGGAAAAUUUAUUUGGUUGACGUUAGCUGUCAAACCAGGUGACCCUUCUGAUCUUUAUAAUUCUGCAUUAAGCUAAACUUUUUGAGUCUCUAGUCUACUCUAAUAUUAGUAGAAGUUUAAAAUAUAUUAUGGAUGAGCAGGAUGGUUGCAGACCUUAAAAGUCUACAAUCACUAGCAGUUGCUUUUACCAUGCAUUUGUUUGAUCAUAUUGAAAAGGGUGGUCAGGUUGAUACUUUAAAAUAUCCUUCGACAUUUUUGACCAUAGACUCCUCCUCAUUGAGCUUUAUCUGCUUGGUAUUAGUGACCCCAUUAUUUUAUGACUGCACUUAUACUUUUCUGAUAGGUAAUACCUAACCUAAUCUAACCCCUGAUAGGUAAUUUGUAAAAGUCAAAUGCCUUGUCCUCCACAUGAUUAUGAACAUAUGCAUAAAAUAUUUAAGAUAUCCAUGUUAAGAUAUGUUGUGACCUUUUGUUUAUUUUUAUCUAAACUUGUACUAGUGUUAAGAAAUACGUUCUUAAAAGAGUGAUUCCUGGAAUUGAUUACUUUUUAAUUUCUUAUUUUUGAAACAGUAAUGUAAAUAUUUUAAUUUUUUGGUUCUUCUCUGAAAUAUGUUUUAGAACAUAUUUAUGGAAAAAAAUUUCGCAUUUAUUUUGAAUCUAAUAAAUGAGACACUUUCAAACAAGUUUUUGCUGAAAUAUGACUUGGUGUUCCAAAGCAAAUUAAAUAGUGAUAUUUUCAAAUUAAGAAUAAAAAAAAAAAAAGUAUUUUGGACUGCAUAAGGUAUUCAUGAUAUUCAUAAGGGAACGCUUUAGUAAGGAACGAGUUCUUUUUUAAGUAACAAGUUAAUAAGGAAUGAGGAAUGGGAAUGAAUUCCUUUUUAAAAGUAACGCUAACAACACUGACUUGUACAUAGACUGUCCUAUUACAACAAAUCAAUUUUAAAGUUCAACUUUGUCUUACUAGAAACACUUCUUCUUUCUUUACUUCAUUUUCCUCUACAAAUUAUGAACUUAAUUCCUCUUUCUUUCGCCCUAUGCGUAUUGCAAAUGCUGACCCCACCUUUAACCACGCUUAAAUUAUUUUCAACCGAGUCUUCACUAACAUUAAUUACUUCUUUUAUUUUGCUAAGUAUUGUGCUAUGUAUUAUCAAUUUUUACCCUUCUUUGGUUUGGGCUUUAGCCUUUACUGUAAAUAAAAUAAAAUAAGUAAAAAAGAUUGGGGUGCAGAGAAGGCUUUUGCACUCCUCUUAUCAUCAGUAGGUUGGGUAUUGGCUAAUUUUGGGCUGCAAGUCAGUAAACAUGAUUCAUGUCAUUAUUUUUUUAUGAUGUAUUUAUACUCCAUACUAUAUUGCUGAAAAUAAGACAUAAAUUGGGGUAAAAUUCCCCUCAAACUAAGUCUUUAUAUAGUAGCUAAUAGAUAAAGUAUUUAGGUAUCCCUCUAUUUAUAUACUUAUUAUUUAGUCAUUGUUGUUCCUCCAAAAAAUGGGUUAUUUAUGCUUAUAAUAUAUAUUAAAUAUAUAAUGAUUUAAAUAGGGUAUUUGUAUUGAGACAAAUAAGCUAGCGUGCAAUAUUACAAUAAUUUUAUAAUUUAUAAAUAAAAUUUGUUCAAUCAUGAAUUACACAUCUUAAAAAUGCAAAAAUGAAUGCACAAUAAGAUAUUAUAUUUCCAUAUUGAAUAAUUUCCUUAAAACUAUGACUAUUUUUUUUUAAUUUUCAUCAUUCAAAAGACUAGUGGUAAAUGUAUUGAUUAUAAUUUAUUUUUUACAGACUAAUGUUUUACCAUAUAUCAUAAGCUAUUAAAAAGUUCAACUAGUAGAUAAAGACUUUGGAUGGUUUUGAGGGGUGGAAAUUUAGACCCCUUAUUUGGGCCUAUGUCUCUGGUUGCCCUCCAAGGAGGUCAUCUUAGUUCUCUACUUAAUAUCUUGUUCGUUAAUUCAAUUAACAAGUUAAACAUUAAGAUAAUUGAUAUCCUCCUCUUUGUGAACAAUAUUGAAAUUAACUUGAAACCUAUCAUAUUUAUAAUAUUUAUAUAUAUAAUAUCAGAUAUUUCCUGUUGCCAGACUCUACAAAACCAAUUAAACAUAUUUGCACAUUGGGUCUAGCAUCUUCGUCGGCAUUUGAACCUAAUCAUGUGCCAUGACCUAUUUUAGGCUCCGCAAUCCAACAUUCUACUCUUAUUAUGUUAAUGGCUCCUCCUUGGAACGUGUUUUUAUUAUUAAAGCUCUUGGUAUACAUUUCAAUUUUUCAUUAAAUUUCAAUCACUAUAUUAACAUUAUCGUUUGAAAACCCCUGAAAGGCCUGGGUUUCAUAAAGCGUAAUACAAAAUGUUUAGCUCCACAUAUUUUACUUCUCUUGUGCGCUCAAUUUUAGAAUUUGGUGUGAUAAUUUGGUACCCCUACUUAGCUAAAGACUAGUUAGGCUAAAAUGGGUCCAGAAUAGGUUUCUUUCACAUAUUGUGUUUUUAAUCAAAAUUGAUCAUUUCCCAAUAUGACUUCUCAAUACCAUACUUAGAGCACUAAAUAUCCCUACACUCUCUUCUAGUCAAAUUGAUGUUUCUGAAUAGUUAUUAUAGUUUCACAAUUGUGUUAUGCUAAUUAGAAGAACUUAAAUAAAUUACUUUGAAUAUUUUUUUGUGUUUUAAUGUGUAUACAGAAAUGUACUUAUUGGUUUUACUAUGUGUUUUUUUUGUUUCUUAUCUGUAAAUAUCUUUUCUACCAGUUAUCUCACUCUGAUCAUGAACUGUAGGGAUGGCUGCUGAUAGUAAAUUUUGUUUUGUGGUUGGGUCGGGGCAGUUAUUUUUUUUUUUUCCUAGUAGUUGACAGUCUUAACAAUCUGGAAUCAAAAUGCACGCACUAACAGAUUGUGUUAUUUUUAAUUUGAUUUUUUUUUUUGCAAUUUGGUUAAACCUGAAAAUUUUAGCCAAUACUUAAAUAGCACUUUCUAGAUGUAGUUCAAUUUAAAAAAAAAUUGUGCGAAUUUUUUUGUUGAGCUUGGUCACCAGAAUCAAAAUUUCGUCUAAACAACUUGUAAUAAUGUAUAAUAUUUUUUUUAAAAAAACUUUUAAAGUUUGAAUCCCUAUGAAAAUCUUAAAUAAUUUAAUAUUAAUUUCAAAACAUGUUUUAACUCAGCUUUAUACAAAAUGUUUUUUCGUUAGCAACAAUUUAUCUUUGUGUGCAGAUAUUUAUAAAAUUACUCUAUAUAUUUUUUCUUUCCAACUUACCCUUACAACAGUAACACACUUGUUAGCAGUAUCAGCAGUUUUUUUUUUUCAAAAAUGAACACAAGUACUUAUUAAAUUUCUUUUCUAUAAUUUAGUUUAAAUUUGUAUGGUACAAUACUUGUAUAGAUUUACUCAUUUUUAUGUUGUUUAAAAUUAUAAUGGAAAUUCCAUUACAAACAUAACCAAAUAAGUGAUAUCUAAUUAGAUUUUAAAAUUAUUAUACAAAUGUUUCACGAAGAUAUACCUAAUACAAUAUCUAGAAAAAUAUAAUAAUUUUUAAAUUAAGGUAUACAUCUUUUAAAGUUUAUGAUCUCUACAAAAGUAUUUUAAGUAAAAUAUAACAAUGUCUAUGUAAUACAAUUUGUUAUGUAACUUGUGUUGUGCUUUAAUCUAAUUUUUUAUUAGUUUUUUUAUUGUUUAAUGUUAUGUUAUUUAUAUAUAUAUUUUAAAUUCUGAGUGGCGAAAAGAAGCAUAUAAUUUUACAAAGUUUUUAUUAUUUUUUUAUCUGUUAACAACUUUUCUACUAGCAACUAACGAGGUACUUUAAAAUGUUAUUUUUCGAUUUUCCAAAGAGUUUUUCCAGCAAAUGUGAAAAACAGUACAAAAUUAAACAAAUAUUAAAGAAAAUAUAUAAAGCCUAUUUAAUUAUUUUAAUAUAAAAUGACAUAUAUAUUGUUGACAAAGCAUUAUUAUUAACUGAACUCUGCUUAGAAUGGUUUUUCGUGAGCAAUGGUUUAUUGUUGCUCACAGGUAUACAUUAAAUUAUCUAUAGUAGUGGCUGCAUCCGUCUCUAUUAUCCUACAUCAUUUUUUUAGAUUAAAAUUAAGGUUGUUACUGUAUAGCUUAAAACAUAACAUUGUUUGCUAGAUAAAAAUUGUUUUCUCCUCCAAGUGUAAGCUUUUUGAGACAAUCAUUUACAUUAUGUUUCUUUUCCCUUAUUGUAUAUGUUUAUUAUUGAACAUUUUUUUUUUUUUUUUUUUGACAGUUGAUGAAAUAUAAUAAGCCGCUUUAAAAUGUUGAACAUUGGUUUUUUUCAACUUUUAUUUUUGGGGUUGAAACAACUGUCUACUUUUUAUUUACAAAUGUUAAUCUAUAUUAAAAAUCUACAAAUAGAUUUAGUAUUAAUUUAAAUAUAUUUUUGAGUUAAUAUUUUUAUUACACAUGAGUGGAUUUUCAUUAACUACCCCAAUUCAUUAUUUAUUCUCUCUAUCUCUAAACUCUGGUGUUUUUCCUAGUAAAUGGAAGUCAAGUUACAUUACAUAAUUUUUUUAUGGAAGGCCGGUAUUAAAUCGGAAGUUGACAACUAUCAUCCUAUAUCUAAGUUAAGCACGUUACCAAAUCUUCUAGAAAAACUUAUGGAGCCAAAGUUAUACAAAAUCAUUUAAGCACACUCUGGUAGAACAACAUGGCUUUUAAAAAUUUAAAUCAAUCAACAGAAAUCACCUUUUUGUUUACUAUUCUUAUUUAGUUUAUACCGUAUAAUUAAAUGGUUGUGUAGAUGUAAUUUACUUUGAUCUCAAAAAGGCUUGAUUUAGUUAACCAUGUCAUCUUGCUUUCAAAACUCUGUAUAAGAUAUCCACUAUUACUAUGGUUCUCAUCUUAUAUAAUAGGUUAUUCUGUGUCAAAGUAAACAGUCAUCUGUCAAAUAAUACAAUUGCUACAACUAUAAAACUACAGCCACAUAUAAGUAUUAACAAUUCUGAAUUACAAGUCUCUUCUACUUUGCAUGUUUUAUUUGUUUUAUUGUCUUCUGAUCUCACAUGCUCAUAUCAAUGCUAUCUAUAGCAAAGCCUUAUGGUCAAUUGGCUUCAUAAACCGAAACUGUUCCGAAUUUAAAAACAUUAAUUGUCUUAAAGUGUUAUAUUGCUCUCUUGUCAGGUCAAUAUUAUAAUUUUCAUCAGUAAUUUGGAAUCCUAAACAAAAUUAUCUAAUUGACAAACUUGAAAAAAAUCCAACGAUGCUUUUUAAGAAUGAUGGCAUACAAAUUAGGUCAAGUUGAUGUCCCCCUAGAUAGCUUGGCUGUAGAAUUUGGUUUAGAAUCAUUUUCCUCUAGAUGAUUGUAUAGUGAUAUAACUGUUGUCCAUAAAUUAAUAAAUUGUUAACUAUCCUGCCCAGAAUUCCUAUCGAAGAUACAUUUUAAAAUUCUAACACUUAACUCAAGAAAAUAAUCACCUUUUUUUGUACCACAAUGCUUAAAUAUAAUUAAACAUAGUUCGGAGUAUCGCAUUUUAAAUGCAUGUAACAAUGUACCUAACUUUGAUUUUUCUUUUAAUCUACAACUUAAAUUAAAGCAUAUAAUAUUCAAUACUAGUUAAACCUACUUGAAUUCAUUGUAUAUUAUAUAUUUGUUUCUAUUUUUUCUUUUUUGUAUAAUCUUUUGUGCAAUUGUAACUGUACUCUUUAUCCCUUUGGGGUGUUUAAGCUUUAAAUAAAUAAAUACAUUUCUGUCAACUUUUAAUUUUGGGUAGGGGGAGAGUAAUAGGUAUCAUUUGAAAAUCAAAUACAUUUCAUUCUUAAUUUGUACUUGUCAAAUAGAUCAUCUAAAAAUAUAAUUAACAAUUUUAAAAACACCAUUUACCUAAAUAUAAUGUUUGUUGUAAAUUGUUUUUACUUGAGAUAAUCUACAUUUUCUACAAUGCCGUCAUAUCUUUUGUAAUUUUAAAUGGUAUAAUAAAAUUACAUACCAAAUAAUUUCUGAUGACUGUACUCUCAAAACAUUUUAUCUAGUUAACUUUAAUAUGGUGUUUACACUCAAUGAUAUUUAUUUAUUGUUUUGCAUAUUGUUUUUUUUUUUUUUUUUUAUCAGUAAUACUGUUGACCAAAUAUUUAAUUGUAAGCAAAAUAUUUUAUUCUUUUCUAUGUAGCUAUAAAAUAAAUGUCAACAUGGCUUUAAAUUUUCGAAGGUUUAUAUUAUAUCAUUUUUUAAUGUUUACUUAACCAGUUAUAUAAUUCUAAAUGGUCAUGCAAAAUAAUAAUUUUUUAUUCUGAGCUAAGUGAGACUGUAGAAUUUUGUUUUACUAUGACUAAUAUUUUUCUGUCCACAAACAACUUUUUUACUAAAGAUCUUGAUCCAAUUGAAAAAGGGAUCUUUUUUGUUAAAUUUCGGAUCCAGUUAGCGUAUUAGUGUGGUCAUUUUUUGAUUUUCAAUGUAGUUUUCAUAAUAAUUGGGAAAAAUAGGAAAGUUUACAUCAUUUUUUCAGUUAUUAUUUUGUUCAAUUUGAAUAAAUUGUUUAGCCAAAUAUAGAUGAUGGAAUAUUUCACAUGAGGUUUAUAAUAAAUUGCACUUAUAAGUCAAAAAAAAAUGUGUUAGAUUUAGAUUAUGAGUGAUAUGAGGAGUUGGUUUAACAAUUGUUUAUUUUUUUAAAAAAAGAUAAUUUUCUGUGAACUUUACUACCAGUACCAGUAGUCUAGCCCUGAUUUGCAUGUGUAGCAUCUUUUCUGAAAAGUAAUUUUAUCUACUUAAUACUUUAGGGAGGUUAUUUACUUAGCGGUUUUCAGAAUAAUUUGGAAAAAAAGUAGGAAAAAUGAAAAAUGUAUGGAAUUUAUUAUUUUCAAAUUUGUGUUUUUGGUAUAUUUCAGUUAAAAAUAUUCUUAGAAACUUGAAAUUUAGAUAAAAAAUUAUAUUUGAUUUUUCUAGAUUUGGUAAAAUUUUAAAAACAUUUUAGCUAUUUUUGAGCUAUUUAUAAAUAUUUUAAUUUUGUAAGUUUUUCACGUAAUUUUAUUCGGUAGGUUAUUGUAAAACCGAACAGAAAUGCUUGAUAAUAUAACAGGAGGUUCAUUAUAAGUCUUACAUUGCAAUAAAACAAAAAUUGGGUAUAAUGCAGAAUUUUUUUUUAUAAGAAUUUUAACACAAAUUAUAAAUAUUACAGUUGUUUAAAACAAAAAGAACUCUGCUCAAAAUCGUUUUUCUUUAUCAUUGUUUAAUAUCAUUAAAUAUUAUUAAUAUAUUAAAUUUCCCUCUAUAUCCUACCUUCCCAACUUCUCAACUACAACAGUAGCUCACCCAUUGUGUAAAGAAUGUCAGUCUUUUUAUAUGUGUUUAAAGGUAAAUGUAUUUACCUAAACUUUGCUCAGAAUGAUUUAUUUUUGCUUACAUAUAUAAAUUAAACUUUAUAUUUCCUAUGUUCUCAACUUCCCAUUUUUUUUUUAUAUAUACUGGUUGGGUGGAAUAAUUUUUAUAUUAUAUUUGUAUAUUUGUUACUUUACUACAAAUUUAUUAUUAAUUUGGAAAAUCUAAAAUAAAUAAGAAGUGAGUACAUAACACUGAAUGAAUAUUUGUUUGUGUUAUACAAUAUUAUAAAUUAUAUAAGUAAUACUAAUAGUAUAUAAUAAAAUAAUAAAAGAAAAAUAUAUUUAUAAUAGUACUACAAAUUAAUAUAUUCAAAUUUACUACGUACCUAGAUUAUAGAAAUUGAUAUUUUCUCCUUUUUUAUCUCCUUAAAGAUAAAUACAUUGAUGAAAAAUCUGAAAACAUAUUUCAACUAAAACAAAAAUAUAAACAAUAAAUACAUUCACUUAUAUAUUACUUGUUUUAGAAAUGGAAGAGGCAUUUCAAUUGUUCGAUAACCGAGGUGACAAUAGAAUACAUAUAUCACAUAUUGGCAAUGCUCUUCGUGCAUUAGGUCAAAAUCCAACUGAAUCUGAUGUAAAAAAAUUUGCCCAACAACAUAAAGCCGGUAUUUUUGUUUUUAUAAACUAUUUAUUUUUUUAAUGAAGUGUGGUCAAAAAGUACAAAAUCACAUUCAAACAGAAUUCACCUAUAGUCAAUUCUUCAACGCAUCAACAGAUUGUUGAAGAGCAGUAGGAUUGUUAUUGGUUUCUGUGACUUCUGUUUUUGUAGAUUCUCUAUAACCUUACGAUGUAACCAAUGUUUUUAUAAAACAUGUUAUCCAUAUUUUGGCAUUUUUGUAAUGAAUCCAAAAGAAAAGUACCUUUAUACAUUUUUCGGGAAAUAUUAUUCUUCCAUUUUGAUUGCGUAUUGUUUAUUAUAACAUUUCAUAAAGUUUUUAUGAAAAUUUACCACAUCAAAAUUGUCUUGGCAAACCUAAUCUUGGAUGUGAUUUUGAACCUUAACACUUCUUCAACUUUCUUGGGACAAACUUUGCUGCCACUUGAUGUUUCUGCAGAAUUUCAGUUACAAUUUUUUGGCGCGAGUCAUGUUGAAAUAAUGCAUUUCUCUAUCAACCAAGAUUUUGUUAUAGCAAAAAAAGAAAAUAUCCUCUUCAACUCAACUAGAAUACUCUUCUUUUGGGUUUAUUGUAAAAUUGAUAAUGCACAAAAAACAUAUUUUACAAAAACAUCUGUUACAUCAAAACUAAGAAAUUUUAGAGAAUUUACAAAAACAGAUGAGAAAAUAGAAAUCGUAAUUUUUGAUUACACCUCAUAUAUAACAGAUUAAUACAGAUUAAUCAAUGUGCUUGUGGGCAUAUUUAUUAAAAUCAACAUUUUUAAGUACACUUUUUGUAAUUAUAGAUGAACGUAUUCCAUUUGAGGUAUUUUUACCUAUCUAUCAAGCUAUAUCUAAAAACCGUUCAUCAAACACUGCUGAUGAUUUUAAUGAAGGAUUACGACAUUUUGAUAAAGAAGGGAAUGGAUUUAUAUCAUCUGCAGAAUUACGCCAUUUACUUACUACACUUGGUAAUUUUUAUACAUUUUAUUAUUAAAAUUAAACUUCUUAACAAAUAAUAUUUUAAUUAUUAUAGGAGAAAAACUUACUGAUGAAGAAGUUGAACAAUUAUUAGCCGGACAAGAAGAUUCUUUAGGUAACAUCAACUAUGAAGAAUUUGUACGUUCUGUAACAUCAGGUUGAAUUAUUUAUUAUGAUGUAUAUUUAUUUUACUAUUAAAUGCUGUACCUAAUUAGUAAUAAUUAUAUUCGUAUAUUUAUAAUUAAGAAAAAUAUAAUUAUAUAAGUAAAUGGUUAUUAUUUUAUGUAUAAUUUGUUGUUGUAUUCAAAUAAAAUAUAUUGGUGGUAGUUAAAUAAGAAAAUUUAUUUACCAUUCAUUUAAAAAAAAGUAAUAAUAAUUUGAAUUGAAUAGGAGGAUAAAAAAAAUAUCAGAAACAGAGACUUUAUGUUUUAAAUUUAAUAAAGGUGAAGUAUAUGAUGUGUUUUGCUUAUUUAAUAAUAUAAAAUAAAUUAUACCAAAAUUCUCAUUUUUGAGAAAAUUCCAGAAAUGCAAUAAAAUAUCUGUUUCAUUAUAAUUUUAAAAUGCAUUCUUCAAGUUGUUAGACUAUUUGAAAAAAAAAUUCCAUUAAAUACAAAUUGUGUUCUAUAUUAAACAUACAUUAAUAAAUUUGCAAAUUAUUAAAUAGUAUCCUCACUUUUCAGAACUUUUAAAAUAAUGCUUUUUGCCAUUAAAAUUGUUAUGAACUACAUUUGGUGAGAUCAGCAAUGAAGUAUAAAAGACAUGAAAAUGUCAAGUUAGAUGUGUUGUGCGACUAAAUAGGAUUAGGAAUGUGAUCUCAGUUUUAGUUUAUUUAACUAAUUAAUAAUAUAAUAUAUAUGUACAAAAUUAACUAUCAAUUUAUUAAAAUUAUAAAAUAAGUAGACAUGCUGUUUGUUACAAAUAUAUGAAGCAAUUUGUUGUUAUAUGGUUUUAUGCGUAGUGCAGGGCGUUAUUAACAUAGCAAUAAUAAGUAACAUGAAGUUAUGAAUACUUACAACAGGAUACUAAUACAAUAUAAGAUGUAGUAGCAGGUAUAGCAGACAAAAUUAGAUUGGUUUGGACAUAGGUAUGUUGAGAGAAAAGCUAAUAUGGUUAAGAAGAUAAGUGAGUUAAGUAUAAAUGGAAAUCAGAGAAGAUGGGUCAAAAACAAAAACGACUGAAGUUUAUUAGGGUAGAUAUGAGGAAUAGAUAAAGAUAAAUUUUACUUUUGGACAAAUUACUUUUGGUUAGUGAAAUAGUUAAACAUAACUGAUAUUACAACUUUAAAAAUAUUUUAUGAAAAAAAUUUAACACAUUAAUAGUUUCACAAUUCCAACUCGGAAUCUAAAUAGGAAUUUAUAUUAUAUUUAUUUGUUACAAUCAUAUAAGACAAAAUUUAAAUCAUAUAACUACAUUCAAAUAAUAGUAUUUAAUUUGAAUUCAUUUCAGUUAUUCAUUAAAUACCUGUUAAUGACAUAUUAAUAAAUCAAUAGUAAAAUAAUUGUAUUAAAUCAAUUUUUAAAUUUGUUCAACCAAAUAUUUAAUAUGCAGCACAAAUUGCUUUAAUUAUUUAAAAACGUAGUUUUAAAACUAUUUAUGAAUAUAGGGAAAAGAGAAUAUUUAAUUAUGACAAAACAAAAGCCAUAUUCUUUCAUAAAAUUAAAUUACAAGCUAAUAUAUUAUCUUAAUAAUAUUGGGCAGCCAUGUCUUCAACAUCAAUACCAAGCAUAGCAAGUUCAUCUCCUUCAGAUUCAUUGCCAUUAGAUUUUCUGACUUUAUCUUCUUCUUUAGGACCUUGAAUUGGACCAUCUGAUUUAUCAUCAUCAUCCUCAUAAUCAUCUUUAGUACAUUCUUCGUCUUUACCCAUAUUUUUUUUCAUAUGUCUUCGUUUACGCUGUGAUGGAGCAUUUUUCUUUUUCUUCCUUUCAGGUGAAAUGUUGGAAUUAUUUGUUAUGUCAUACGACAUUUUGAAAUGAUGUUGAUGCAUUAAUGGAUUGUGAAUUUGAGGAUUAAUUGAUGUGUUUAAAGAAGGUACUACAGAAGAAGGUUCAUUGCAAGGAAAUAUCAUAUUCAGUGCAGUACUUAAAUCUUGAGGUAAUGUAUUAGUAGUAUGUGGUUGAUUAUAUACUUGAUGUAUUUGAUUUCCUGGUUGUACAGAAUUCAAUUGAGUUUUAACUGAAUCUGUUUCUGCACUAAACAUAGUAUCAUUUUCAUUAUCAUCAUCGAUAUCCAUAUCAAUAGGUAAUAUUUGUUUUUCUACCU
Messenger RNA from Cinara cedri, 14016 nucleotides. Lineage: Eukaryota; Metazoa; Arthropoda; Insecta; Hemiptera; Aphididae. The record is from the annotation of a GenBank genome assembly.